Darwinula stevensoni is the source of this 807-nucleotide messenger RNA. The record is from the annotation of a GenBank genome assembly. Lineage: Eukaryota; Metazoa; Arthropoda; Ostracoda; Podocopida; Darwinulidae.
CUGCAGUUCCCAGGAAAUCCUCUGCAGAUAAUCCGCUCCCCUCCCCCCUCGUGCUCAAUAUAUAAAUCUCGGUUCGUUUCCUCAGUACCGAUAGCGUUCUGAAAGCCAACGGCUGAGUGUCCUUGAGUGUCCUUUAGUGUCCUUGAGUGUCCUUGAGUGUUUUUGAGUGUGAUCCGUCUCGACCCGUCGACAUGAAGACCCUUGGCGUUCUCGUUUUAUUCGGGCUGGUCCUGGCGUCGGAGGUGAACAGUGCCCGGUUUUUCCGGGAUGCCGAAGGACGCCCAUCAAGACGUCGUGGAAACAGUGGGUACGGCGGCAGCAUCGGAGGAAGCCACGGCUAUGGCAGUGGCGGUCAAGGAGGUGGUCAAGGAGGUCACGGAGGAGGCUUCGGCGGUGGCAGCCACGGAGGCGGCCAAGGAGGUUUCGGAAGCGGUCAAGGAGGCUUCGGAAGUGGUCAAGGAGGUGGCCACGGAGGAGGCUUCGGUGGUGGCGGUCACGGAGGCGGCCAAGGAGGUUUCGGAGGUGGUCAAGGAGGUGGCCACGGAGGAGGCUUCGGCGGUGGCAGCAACGGUGGAGGCUUCGGCAGUGGCAGUGGGUCCUUGGGAGGUGGUCACGGCAGUGGAUCCUUGGGAGGUGGUCACGGCAGUGGAUCCUUGGGAGGUGGUUUCGGCAGUGGGUCUCAGGGAGGUGGUCACGUUGGAGAUGAUGCCAAAUGAUGCUUGGGCGGUGGCAUUCACUCGUGGAGCGUUGUUCGUGAUGACCAGAGGUAAAGCGACCAAUAGAACGACGGAUCAGUACCUGGACUAG